ACAGCCACUAGGUCAGCCUUGAGUUUUUCAAGUCACUGGCUUUCCUCAUUUAUUACACACCAAAUCUUCGAUAAUGAAAAGCAAACUCUCUUCAUCAAGAAUGUGGAUUAUUGACUAUACUGCACAAGUAGUUCUUUACCUGAGGCAUUCCAAUCUGUAUAAACCCCAUUUAUGGUUGAUAAUUGUACGAGUCCAAUGUACACCAUUCUCAGCUAGCCUGAUCUAACCCAAAUCAGAUCUAUUUCUCAAGUCAAAACAUGCAGGUGCUACCAACUUCCAGGGAACCUGAUGGAAGAUCUGAGAAGUUUUUCCCUACAAAACCAGCAUUCGAUUUGGUUCAGCAGAAUCAGCAUCAACUUCUAGGCCUUUUUAGGCGGUUGAGAGACUACAAGUCUCAGUGGAAGAAAUGGAUGAUCAUCCUGCAGCUGCUCACUUUUGUCUUGCCGUUGCUUUUGCUUCUCAUCCUCUUCCAAUUUAAGGAUGGUUUACCUUCGGUUAACAUUGACAAAAACAACAAGUUGAUGAGCUUUCUUCGUAAUGUUCACCUGGAUGUGCCUCGAGGCCUGCUGCUGCUGCUGCUGCUUUUUCUGAUCACCAAUGGUUUAAGCCCCUUCUCCUUAAUUACUAGUCUUAUAUUAAUUUUUUUUUCUCAUUUGGCGUUGGAAAGACUUCAUGAUUAGUGGUAUUUGAAUGUCUCAUUCUAACUUCAAUUGAGAACUUUAAAUGUGGGAAGAAAGAAUUCUCCUGAAUUUUUUGAAUAUAUAAUUAAUUUGAUAUAGUAGAAGAUAGUUAUUAUAUAUUUCAACCAAGUUUUGGGAUGCAAAUGUGUCUUUUCCUUUGCUUGAUUGACAGCCUAUGGAGAUGGAAUUUGUUUUUACAAAACACGUUCGUCGUCAUAUGUAAAUAGUAAAAAAGAUUACAGGAGGUCAGACAUGUUGAUUACCAACGCGGUUCAAGAUAGAAUUCUUAAGAAUUUCUG
This is a messenger RNA of Durio zibethinus, 979 nucleotides long. RefSeq lists its product as uncharacterized. The record is from RefSeq and is a predicted model, not a curated record. Lineage: Eukaryota; Viridiplantae; Streptophyta; Magnoliopsida; Malvales; Malvaceae.